Messenger RNA from Pelmatolapia mariae (spotted tilapia), 1221 nucleotides. Its product is annotated as V-set and transmembrane domain-containing protein 2-like protein. The record is from RefSeq and is a predicted model, not a curated record. The transcript is spliced from 4 exons. Gene Ontology annotation, cellular component: membrane. The coding region runs from base 179 to 985 and encodes 268 amino acids. NCBI's taxonomy places the organism in Eukaryota, Metazoa, Chordata, Actinopteri, Cichliformes, Cichlidae.
CAGGAGGAGGCUGCAGCGACUUCCUCGUUAUUUCUCGCAGGUAUCCCACUCCCUUCGUCGCCAGAACAAUCCUUCCGGAUUAAACAACAACAAAAGAAAGAGAAAAAAGAGAAAAAAUUUGUUUUCGACGUGCACUCCACUCGAUGUGAAAAAGAGCGCGAGACAAAACAUAAGCGAAAUGGGAGCGUUCAGGGUGCUGUUGGGGAGUUUACAUUACAUGGGACUCUACAUGCAACUUAGUGUCUCCACGAGGCAAGCUGGACACGGCGAGAUAGAGAACCACAUCUCUGGGAACGCCAUGUUCACAGAGGUGCCUCACGAUAUGACUGCCCAAAGAGGUCAGGAUGUGGAGAUGGCCUGCUCAUUCAGAGGAGCGGGAACCCCUUCCUAUGCACUGGAAAUCCAGUGGUGGUACAUCAGGAACCAUCUUGACUGGACCCACAGGCAGCCCUGGACAACUAAUGAAGUGGCUCCUGAGGAGGAGAUGGCAAAGGAUGCUACAAAGAUAAGUGUUGUGAAGGUUGUAGGAAGCAACAUCUCCCACAAACUCCGCCUCUCCCGAGUCAAGCCGUCUGACGAGGGCACGUACGAGUGCCGCGUCAUUGACUUCAGCGACAUCGAGGGCGCGCGUCACCACCGCGUCAGAGCCUACCUGCAGGUGGUGCCGGAGAGCGACGUAAUCAGCGGCAACCCCAGCAACAACUUUGAGGCCAUGGACGACACCAAGAGAGGAGUGGGAUUCUCUGACGGGGACGACGGGGAGUCUCUUGGUGGCACCAAAGAGCACGCUCACAGCCAUCACCAGAAUCACGGGCACCACCAGGAGCACGCCAAGCGCUCUUCUUCACCUGCCCACCACAGCCACGGCAGCAGCAGCAGCAGCAGUCAGCAACACAAGGCGGGCAGAGAGCUGAGGAAGAGGGACGUGGACAGUAACCACAGUAGCCACAAUGACUGCACCAACGAACCGAGCUGUGCGCUGUAGAUGGCAUUACACAAGGAUUGCAUAAUAUGAUGUGUGUCACAGCAUAAAAAAGCUAUUCUUCCCACACAGUUCAGGCCUGUGCACAAAUCCAGAAUCUCUAGAAAAUGUCCAGUAUGGCUUAUUCUAAGCACAGGGCUGCAAACUGUGCAGGGAAUGUAGCUUUUUCUCGCUGUGCAUGGGUCUGGGUUGGACUGCUCACCUGUCUGUAAAGCCUGGCUUCACAGCAUUCAGCAAAA